Carya illinoinensis is the source of this 895-nucleotide messenger RNA. RefSeq lists its product as uncharacterized. Gene Ontology annotation, biological process: transcription by RNA polymerase III. The transcript has 6 exons. Lineage: Eukaryota; Viridiplantae; Streptophyta; Magnoliopsida; Fagales; Juglandaceae. Gene Ontology annotation, cellular component: RNA polymerase III complex. The record is from RefSeq and is a predicted model, not a curated record. The coding region runs from base 35 to 673 and encodes 212 amino acids.
CGAAACGGUGAGGGGAUUGUGGUUCGAUAUUGAAAUGUGGCCCAAAACUUUACUAACUCGACCGCACCCUUCGCUCACUCAGCCCACUCCCAGAGGUAAGAAAAUAAUCCAUCCAUGUUGGGUCCAAAUCUUUGAAACUCAUCUAUUCCUCUUCCCCUUUCAACCUAUUGGACAACCUCGCCCCUCGUUUGCCUCUGAAAUCUCAAAACGCAAAACUCAUCUCACACUGGCCAGUGGAGCGUCCCGCUCGAGGGAAAGAACAAAUUCCUUAAUUUCUGGUUUACGGUGUUUUUGGGUAGAUGGCUUUUCGAGGUCGGGGGCAGGGGCGGGGGCGGGGAUAUGGAGGCGCCGGUGGUUAUGGAUUUGCCAAACGAGCCAUUUGAGCUUUUCCCUGUUCAAAGGGCAACGGCCAAGUCAGAAAAAAGUUAGAUGGAAUCCAGAGUCAGAGCUGCAGAAGCUAGAUUAUUUAGAAAAGCUUGAAGAAAGGGCUCAGGGCCAAGAGAAUAAAGAUGUAAAGGAAAGGAAAGAAGGCGAAAAUGAAGAUGAAGAUGAAAAUGAUGGAGAAGAAGACAUUGAGGAAGAACCUAGUGAUGAUGAUUAUUUUCAGAAUGUCAAGUUUGAUGAUGAUGAUGAUGAUGAUUUUAAUGACGUUGAUGAUGGUGGUGAAGCUUGAGGCAGGUUUCGCGUAUAUGGAAGCAUUCCUUUUCUUAGUUGGAUUAAUUUGGUAUCUUAAAUUUCACCUUGUCACACCAUAUGAGGCUUCUAAUGUAUGAAUUGCCUGCUUGACAAAGAUGUAGAGCAGUGAAGUUUUAGUCUAGCAUUUUUUAAUCUUGGUGAAGUUUGUUACUUGUGCUAUACUUUCCAAGAAAUAAAAGUUUGUGCUAUACUUGUGCUA